AUUUUAUUACCAUCAAAUCAAAUUAAGCACUCAAAACAGAGGACCCUCUCUGUUUCUCUCUCUACAACAACAUGCGACUGCAACUUUCUCUCUCCACCGUUGGAGCCACCAUCUCCACCACCACUACCCAUCAAACCCUAACCCAUUUCAACCACCACCAACUCCGGCACUUCGCAAAGUGGGUCCCAUACAAACCCCUCCCAAAACCCAAACUCCACCAAAAACUCCGAGCAAUCAAAACCCUAAAAACCCACCUCCAAGAUUCCUACUUUGUCUCCCCUUUCCCUUGCCAUGGCUUCUCUGCCAACAAAUUCAAACCCCUUAAAACCCCUCUUUCUUCUGACCCUUCUGCUGCUAAGCUUGUUUUUGUCAAGAAUUCUCUUGUUUCCAAGGCUUUUUCUGGCACCCAAUUUGAGGUUUUAGGGGGUUGUAUGAAGGGGAUGAAUUCUCUGCUCUUUGUUAAAAAGGAAGAUGCUGUGGGUCCCGUUUUAGGGGGUGUGAAAUCUGCUGUUAAAGAAGGAAAAAUGGAGUUUAAUGAUUUUCCUGGGGCUGUUGUUGGUGGUCAGCUCUAUGGGCAUUUGGAUUUGGAGGUGUUUCAGAGUACCCCUUCUAAGAUGGAGGCUAAUGGGAUGGUUCUUGGAUCGCUUUUCGGACCGUCUUCGACUUUGAUGGCGGUGUUGGAAGGGUUUUGUGCUGAGGAUUCCGGUAAUGUGGAUGCGGCUGAGGCUAAGGAUGUGAGUGAGAGCCCUGCUCAAUGAUGUAGAGAGUCAAUUGAGGUGGUGAAGAAAAAUCUUUGGUGAGGACCAAGAAGGGUCUCCAGCGGACCAGUGGCACUGCAAAUCAGUGAUCCCAACCACUGGAUAGACAGCCUGUCUGAUAAAAGCAGCUGAAGUUUUGUAUAUUUUUAGGUUAUGAUCAUUUUUUUCUGAUAAAUGAGGGUUGAUAUAAGAUUAGUUGCCUCAACUAUGGAGUUUUUUUUAACUUUUUUUCUCAAAAUUAUACCUGAUGAAUAGAUGGCAAUUCUGGCCUCUCAUACUUUGUAUGGCGCAGUUAGCUUUCAGGGUUCACAUUUUUUGGUUUCACCCUAUGUUGUAUGGCGGUGUGUUGCUUAACUGAUCUUUGUCAGGAAUGAAAGUUUUAAACGAAAAAUCA
Messenger RNA from Chenopodium quinoa (quinoa), 1152 nucleotides. RefSeq names its product 50S ribosomal protein L10, chloroplastic-like. Gene Ontology annotation, cellular component: large ribosomal subunit. The record is from RefSeq and is a predicted model, not a curated record. Bases 72 to 758 code for a protein of 228 amino acids. Gene Ontology annotation, biological process: translation. NCBI's taxonomy places the organism in Eukaryota, Viridiplantae, Streptophyta, Magnoliopsida, Caryophyllales, Amaranthaceae. The transcript is spliced from 2 exons. Gene Ontology annotation, molecular function: structural constituent of ribosome.